UCACCAGCGAGUGGUGUUGACUGUACUGAUAUUGGUCAGCUUAGAUGUCAGUGUAAGCCUAGGCAUGAUUACCCACAAUACAAAAGAUGCCGAUCACCAUGACAACCUUGUCACGUUGUUCCAUGGACCUUUGACAGUGAAGAUCAAGGAAAAUAAACGACCGUACCCGUCUUUCCUUGACCAGGAUGUCACUGUGUUAUCGGUUGACGGUUUACCUGAUGCUGCCUCCAUGCCGACCAUUGGUAACGGUUACAUAGCAACACUAGUCCACAGCGACACCAUGUAUGUGGACGGAGUAUACAAUGGCCCUAACGGCACGAGCCACAGGGCCAGACUACGGUCUACAGCCUCCAUCAACAUCACCGAUUUCUCCUUCCCUGUAAAAGACCGGAAGUACUCGCUUGACGCCGGCAGAGGUAUGUACGUUGAAGAAUAUACAUCUGAUGACGUCAGAGUAGAAUUGAGCAUGUAUGCCCACCAGUGGAUGAACCGACUGCUAGUUACAGAGAUCUCCGUGGUCAACAACGGCAGUCUACCUGUCUAUUUGAACCUGUCUCAGAACAUCGGUCCUCCCAGUGAAGACGUGUCAUUCCAGACUGUGGACAAACAUAUUUUAAACCAAUUCAGAAUGGAUUAUGGCUCAACGAAUGAACCUGAGUAUGAUAUCGAUGACAAGAAAGAGCUUGUAGCUUUGUCGACCUUGGUACCAGAUUAUAUAACGGUGGAGUCUGGUGGAAAUGUCAAAUAUCUGUUCCAGACAUGCGUGGAAUCAAAUUUGAAGAAUACGAUUGAGUCUUUCCAGCAGGGUAUUGAUUAUUUCUUUAACGGGACGAUGACGAGCUCUCACCAGGAGAAAUGGGAAGAGAUCUGGCGUAAUGGAAGGAUAGAUAUCGACUCUUCUAUUGAAAUCAGUAGAAUUAAUUACGCAGCCCUGUAUUAUCUACUUAGUGAGAUUCCUCGGGAUGAGAGUACGGGAACUUUCUUUGGAAUAUCACCAGGGGGGCUAGCGCACGGUGCUUUACAUAAGGACUACCAAGGCCAUAUCUUCUGGGACCAAGAGACGUGGAUGUUCCCUCCAGUUCUUGCAUUACAAAGAGAAAGGGCAAAGAAAAUAGUCCAGACGCGAAUAGCUAAACAUGCAUCUGCUAAACAAAUUGCAAGUAUGAGAGGUUAUGACGGAGCGAUGUACCCCUGGGAGAGCGCAUAUACCGGUCUAGAGGUCUGUCCUCUGGCACAAUAUUCUGAUUACGAACAACACAUCACAGGUGAUAUAGCACUGGCGUUUCAACAAUACAUCAUGAUGACUAGAGACAGACAUUUCCUUGACAGUGAGGGUGCAGCUGACGUCAUCACGGAUAUAGCCUCGUUUUGGAUGUCUCGAAUGGCAUAUAAUCCGGAUGAGGAUCGCUAUGAAAUAAAUGACGUAAUGCCUCCGGACGAGUACCACUACCCAGUCAACAACUCUGUCUACACCAACAGUGUAGCCAAGAUCAGUCUCCUCCUACCCAAGUACGCCCUCUCUCUCAUUAAUAAGACGGUGGAUCCACAGUUUGAGGAGGUGGCCAAGAAAACAUAUAUACCCUUUAAUACGACUGGGAAAUGGCACCUGGAGUACGAUAGUUAUACACAAGAUGAAAUUAUCAAACAAGCAGACGUCGUCCUACUAGGGUAUCCUUUGGUGACUGAUAUGUCGGAAGAAAUUAGGAGAAAUGACUUGGAGAUUUAUGAAAAGGUCACACCAGGAGGGCCGGCGAUGACAUGGGGAAUGUUUGCAAUUGGCUGGCUGGAACUUAAUGAACUCACUAAGGCAGAGAAAUUGUUCAAGAGACAAUUUAACAACGUUGUUCCUCCCUUCAAUAUCUGGUCAGAGGUUGAGAAUGGUGGAGGAGCUCGGAACUUUUUAACUGGGAUAGGCGGAUACUUACAGUCUCUCAUUUUCGGUUAUGGAGGAUUCAGAAUAUUUGAAGACAGGCUUCAGUUUGACCCAACGUUACCACCGGACGCCUCUACGUUUAAUUUGACUGGAAUUGACUACCUAGAUGGGUCAUUCGAUUUCUAUUUCACGGAAACUCAUAUGUCCAUUCAUCAAACAAAACACGCGAUGGGCGCCAUGAAAGUGACAGUGACUUCUACUGGACAGACAGGGACACUUGCUGUCGGAGUGAUGGUUCAAUACCCAAGGGGAAAAGCUUACCUAGUGCUUGUCUGAUCGAAUAACUUGAUUAUUGUCCAUUUUUUCAACAAUUGAAAAUAGUGACGACAAGACAACCGAGUGAUUUCGACCAAAUGUUACAUCGAGUGUAUGUGUGAAGUCUGACGUCAUAUAAAUGCACAACUUGUUAUAUGAAUGUGUCGGAUACCACAGUGCAUCAAUUGCAAUGAAUAAAGUAUAUAAAUUAAAAUAGCUCUGGGUUGAACUCGUUAAUGAUUACAGGUUUAGGAGCAUGUUCAACUGGAGCUUUUGUUUUACGUUCGCAUGACGAGACGAAAUCUGAGUAAUGUGAGUAAUUAAGGAUUGAACCUCAUUUUGAUUGCGCGAACGCAUGUCUAGCCCGAUUUCUGAUCCAACUAACAUAUUGAUAUGCAAUAAACUGGUUAAAACUGUG
This is a messenger RNA of Pecten maximus, 2606 nucleotides long. RefSeq names its product protein-glucosylgalactosylhydroxylysine glucosidase-like. Gene Ontology annotation, molecular function: catalytic activity. The record is from RefSeq and is a predicted model, not a curated record. The transcript has 11 exons. Bases 65 to 2209 code for a protein of 714 amino acids. Gene Ontology annotation, biological process: carbohydrate metabolic process. Lineage: Eukaryota; Metazoa; Mollusca; Bivalvia; Pectinida; Pectinidae.